Messenger RNA from Emiliania huxleyi CCMP1516, 1795 nucleotides. RefSeq lists its product as hypothetical. Gene Ontology annotation, molecular function: telomeric repeat DNA binding; damaged DNA binding; double-stranded DNA binding. The record is from RefSeq and is a predicted model, not a curated record. The transcript is spliced from 10 exons. Gene Ontology annotation, biological process: telomere maintenance; cellular response to X-ray; double-strand break repair via nonhomologous end joining. Gene Ontology annotation, cellular component: Ku70:Ku80 complex; nucleus. Bases 9 to 1574 code for a protein of 521 amino acids. NCBI's taxonomy places the organism in Eukaryota, Haptophyta, Isochrysidales, Noelaerhabdaceae.
CGCGCGCGAUGGACGACACCUUUGGCGACGAUGGCUCCGGGAGCGAGGAUGACGAGAAGGAGUCCGAGGCGCCCUCCUUCUACGAGAAGGACUGCAUUCUCUUUGUGAUCGACGCACGGCAAGCCAUGCUCGCCGAGCCGGCGCCGGGCGAGCCACCGCCGCUGACGCAAGCGCUGCGCGCGGUGGCGGCGACGAUGCGCAAGCGAGUCUUGGCGGGCGACGGCGACCAGGUCGGCGUGAUGCUCUUUGGCACGCGCGAAAAGUCGGCGCCCGAGGGGCUCCAGUCCUUCGACCACACGUUCGUCCUGCUUCCGAUGGCGGAGCCGCACGCGGCGGUCAUCGAGAAGAUGCAGAACGUCGCGGCGGGGGACCUCUCCGAGUUUGGGCACAUGGAGGAGGGCGGCGAACCCCUCGUGAUCGAGUCUGUCCUGUGGCAGAUCUCGAUGCUGUUUGCGCACGCCAAGCCAAAGCCGGGCGCGCGCAAGCGCGUCUUCUUCCUCACGAACGACGACGCUCCGUGCGAGGGCGGCGACGCGCAGAAGAGGGCGGCGCAGCGCGCGGCGGACCUCGGCGACGCGCGCAUCUGGCUCGAGCCCCUCUUCUUCGCUCCUCCGGGCCGGGCCUUCAACCUCGGCGAGGGCUCCUUCUGGCGGGAGGCGCUCGCCCGAUCGCGCGAGAAGGCGUCGCAGCACAAGGACUCCGCCGGCGCGGCGCCGGUGGACGGCGACAGCGUUGCCGAGGCUGCAGGCACGAGCGUCGGCCUACCCUACGUCCAGAGUAUCGAACCCAGCGUGGGUUCAGUCCCGUGGGUGGUGCGGCACGAGCGUCGGCCUACCCUACCUCCAGAGUAUCGAACCCAGCGUGGGUUCAGUCCCGUGGGUGGCACGAGCGUCGGCCGCGACGAGCUGAUGAAGGCUCUCGACUUUGGAGGCUCGCAGCAGGUCUUCGCUGGGAGGCUGCCACAGAAGCUCCUUUGCUCGCAGCAGGUCUUCGAGCCCUUCGAGGUCGCCUCGGGGAAGGUGGCCGAGUCGCUCUACGGCAAGGACGAGCCGCCGCUCAUCCUGCUCGGCUUCCGGCCCACUGAGGCGCUCAAGCCACACCUCAACGUCAAGCCCGCGACCUUCCUCGAGCCUUCCGAGACGGCCGCCGGCUCGACGGUCGCUGCGCGGGCGCUGGUCGAGUCGAUGGCGGCCAAGGGGAGGAUCGCCCUCGCGCGCUUCCGGCGGCAGGGCGCGGCGCAGCUGGUCGCGCUGCUGCCGCAGAGGCGCGAGCCGGACCCGAGAGACCCGGCGGUGACGAAACUUCCGUGCGGCUUCCACCUCGCCGUGGGCAGCGGCGGUGGCGGCGGCGAGCGGGCGCCGAAGCGGCUCAAGGCGUCUGUGCCAACGAGUGCCGCAGAGUGGUCGCAGAUGCAGGCAGGACCUCAACGCGCCGCCACCACUCGCCCUCACGGGGCCCGCCGACGGCGGCGAGCCCGGCGACGGCGCGGUUGGCGCCGAUGCGGAGCGGCGCGAGGAUACCGACGGCCAGCUCUACACCUUCGCCGAGUUCGUCGAGUUUUACGGCGAGGGUAAGCCGAGCGAGAAGGCGUGGGCGAAGGCAAAGCCGCAGUGAGCUGUCGGGGAGGCUCCCCGCACCCCUCUUGUUCCUCGGCCGUUGGGACGUCCUUCCGGGUGUGUGCUACGUGAUGCGGCUGCGGGGCUUGUGAGCCGUACGGUACGGGCGCGCGAGCAGACUUGCAGCCCUGUGAGAGCCAAUGUCGUGUACGACGUACAUAUAUGCGUACUUUUCCUUU